AUGAGUGGAAGAUCAAUUAAGUGUUCAUAAAGUAGUUUAAGAAAAAACAAAACAGAACCUGAUAAAUUGAGUAGAUUUCAUUCUAGUGAUAUGAGAGGUACUUUGAAUGUUUUUAUUUAGGACCAUUUAAGUAUGAACCCUUAUAAAAUAUUUCUCAUCCUAUACAACCUGAUGAUGAUGUAUCUGUUAGAGAUCCAACUUUAAGGACUGUAGAUAAAUCAAGACUAUCACAAAUCUAAUCUUAAAAUAACUCUAAUCAAAUGAUUAGUCUACAAUCAAAGACUCCAUUUAGUGAAUAAGAUGAAAGUCCUUUUAUGUUGACAUUUCCAUAAAGAUAACAAGAAACCACAAGAAAAAGAAGCAAAAGCAAAUUAAUUCUUUAUUUUAUAGAAAGAAUUAGAAAGAGAUUUAAAAUAGAUAGUAAAGCUAAAUAAUUUUAGUAUUUAUUUGAUUAAGAAAGCAAUUCAAAAGAUUAUAAUUGUACAUAUUAUAAACUUAUAUAGAGGGACUUUGUUGCCUUCUUCAUGGCUAUUAUAAAGUUGGAAUUUGA
Paramecium pentaurelia is the source of this 550-nucleotide messenger RNA. The record is from the annotation of a GenBank genome assembly. Lineage: Eukaryota; Ciliophora; Oligohymenophorea; Peniculida; Parameciidae.